Messenger RNA from Homarus americanus (American lobster), 2277 nucleotides. Its product is annotated as WD repeat-containing protein 54-like. Bases 521 to 1480 code for a protein of 319 amino acids. Gene Ontology annotation, molecular function: protein binding. The transcript has 8 exons. The record is from RefSeq and is a predicted model, not a curated record. Lineage: Eukaryota; Metazoa; Arthropoda; Malacostraca; Decapoda; Nephropidae.
UACUCCAGUCUCAGCGACCAAUAACUUGAUAUUCCUCGUACGUGUUUCGUGUAGAGAUUCGCUAAUUUCUGAUUAUGUGAGAAAGUAUAUAAAAAAGUGGAUUAGUUACAGUCAUAAGUAAACGGAACUAAGUGAACAAAGGGAUAAAAGUACCCUUGUGAAUUAUUAACUCGUGAGUGUGGUCUUCACGGCGUGUGAUAAUAAACUGAUAAUUAUAAGUCCUGGCGUCACUCCUCUCCACCUACGAUAACAGAAGGUAGAUGGAUAGAUCUGGAUUCAACAGUUUAACUAUUUCUUCCCUACAAUGAAUUAUCAUCAUCUCCUGUCUCCUACAUAAUGAACCAACUGUCUCCUACAUAGUGAACCAUCUGUCUCCUGCAUAGUGAACCAUCUGUCUCAUACAUAGUGAGCCAUCUCUCCUACAUAGUGAACCAUCUGUCUCCUACAAGGUGAACCAUCUUUCUCCAACAUAGUGACUGAACCUUCACCAUCAUCACAGGUUCAGGGUUCGUGGUUCGCCAUGUAUGAAAGAGAGAAGACCGUGUUGCUAAAGUCAUCAGCUUCACUUCUACCCAACAAUGUCUGUCGAGUCAGGAUGGGCGGCAAGAUGUGUGCUGGCGUGAUACACAAGGAGGAGUUGAACAUCGUGUGCCCGGCUGUCCCGGAAGCGGAGCCGCGCGUCGUCGCUGCCAAAGUGGCACCAUCAGCUACCGCGGGUGCUGUAAUACUGCAAGCGGCGUGGGUGGAGGUGCGAGAGCAGGUGUUUUUGGUGCUGGCCACCACCCAGGGCGCUCUCAUAUUCGACUGGGACGGCUCCGUAUUGCUCCACGCCCACCUCCUUCCUCUCACGCCCCUGGACACUCCCUUUACCUUCACCAAGGGCAUCGCUGCUCUUUACACAGGAUACAUAUGUGUUGGCGUCCACACAGGUGAGAUCCUGGUGAUCAGUGUAAACGAAGACGGGGACAUGGCCACAGUUGAGAAGGUGAGGUGGCACGCGCGGCCCAUCACUGCCUUGGCCACCCAUGGCCAGGUGUUGGUGAGCGCAGACGAUGCUGGUGACAUGACCAUCGCUCAGGAAGACGACGGCUUCACCAAGUUGUGCUCCAUCGAUUCUUAUGGGUCUGCCGUGACGUGCUUGACAACAUGGGGCGGACAGGUAUUGGCUGGUUACCUUUCCGGACACAUCAGGAUCUUCAACCUCCAGGACGGGUACAUAGUCGCUGAGGUGUGUGCCCACGUGAGAUCCAUUACGGGCUUGGAUGUGGCGCGGGAGACUGGGAUGUUGAUGACGGCCAGCGAAGACACCUUCGUCAGAGUGUGGCAGCUUAACCCAGACACCAACCUUCCUAUAGAGCACAAGUACAGUGUCAGUGAAGAGAACACUGCACUGUGUGGUGGGGUGUUCACAGAUGACCUUGGCUCUGGCUAUGUCGUCACAGGAUACGACCGUCGUGAACUCAUCUGCUACGCCAUGUAGCCUACUCAAAGCUAUGACGGAACGCAAGACCCAAUACCAACACGGAACACGCAACGCUUUACAAUGCUCUGUAACGUAAGAUACAUUUCUACUGAUCACCCAUAUUUUGUAGUGUAAAACAACAAGCUCCAUGGUUUUGUGAAACGCUGGUCUAGCAGUGGAGACGCCAAGCUAUAUACGAGUUACAUCAUUACUAGUUUUUACUAUUAUGACCCCAUCUGCUAUACGCUAUAUAAAGUCCCAUGCUGUUUAAUAUCAGCACGCUGUGUAAAGACAUCUGCUCUAUAAGGCAAUACGAAAUGGGCGAACUUUUGUUUACCCUACAAGUGUCAUUAUGAAGUGGUUUGGAACACUAAGCGCACUUUACUGUUCAUGUUGGAGUGGUUUUGUUUUGGAUACGAGCAUUAUUUCUUUAAUUUAAAGUGGUAGAACAAGAAAACCAAUUGGAAAAAUGUUGGGGUAAUCUAACCUACAACAUACUAGCCUAGAUUAACAUAAAUUAAAAUACCCUAAGCUUACAUAAACUGGCAUAGCCUAAUCUAUACCUAGUGUAAUACAAAAUACAGUAGUCUACCCUAUCCCAACCUAAUAUAAACUAGCCUAGCCUAUUAAAAACUAAACCUAACCCUAAUAUGAACAAGGCUGGCCUAACCAAACUUUACUUAUUCAUAUCCACCUCAACCUCUGAGCAUUUUAACCUUAAUUUGUCUGCCUUCUGCUCCUACACAGUACCGUAGGCAAGGCGAGCCAGUCACCAAGAUGCUGUAAUAAAAGUAUGUGAUAAACCCUUGAUUAUA